UUGGAAGAGUGCUGCCAUUUUCAUAAAGUAAUUAAAGUACUGUAAUGAUUAUUAAUAAAUAGUGUGUAAUAAGCAUGUCAUAAAAACAAAUUUUAUAUUUUCAAGAUCACUGCUUUUAUAAUUUAUACUCAAGUAAAGGAGAAAAUCCCUGGAAAUACUCAUUUUUAGACGGGGGUUCAGGAGACUUGAAAUUUGAGUAAAAGGGGUUCACAGAUUGUUAAAGUUUCGGAACCACUGAUCUACACUAAAAUGUUGCUCCGACUGAUGUAACUUGCCUACUACAACGAAUUCAUAACUCCACCUCCGCAAGAAGUGUAGUGUGUAGGUCAAUGUAAUUUGGUCGACUCAAUGUCAGUGCAGAUAUUGUGUUGCUUACAUCUACUGUUGCUGCCUUUCAGAAGCCGUCCCACAAUGUCCCGCACUGACAGUCAAAUUGGUGCAAGCGCUCCUGGUGAGGAACACACUGUUAACACAAAGAACAUAGUGUGGACAUGCAACAACGAUUUAAUUACUGUGGUGGCUGUACAUUAAUGUAACUUAGGUUGACUUAAUUUUGUAGUGUAGACUUGCCCUAAAACUGCUUUCUCAAUAAGCAGCUGAAGGCGUGGAGAUAUCAAAGUGCCUUUCUCCCAAAAAACAAUCAGGAGUUCAAAAUAGAUGUUAUUAAACACCUAACAAUAACAAAAAACCCAAAACAGUGUGACACAGUCCCUUUCCCUUAGAGUGUUCCCAGAUGAGACUAUUUUAAUCCAGAGUUAAUUGAUAGCAAACUCUGAGUGGCAAAUAUGUUUGUAAAUGAGUAUCCUGGACAAACAUUUUUGAGUGUCCACACUGGGAUUUACAAAUGUGUUAGCUAAUUCGAGUUAACUGGCUAUCAGUUUACUUGAGUUUAAAAAGUUCUAGUCUAGACAAAUCCUCAGUUGCUCAGGUUUCACUCUUGUCGUGCCAUAAUCUCAGUAGACUUGCAUCAUAAACGGGAACAUCGUAAUGUUAGAGUCAAUUUUCUUUCAGACCCUUUAUACAUCAUAAAGAAGCAAAAAAGGACAAAUGUAACUUUUUUUUCUUCUAAAAAUAUUGUGUAUAUAAAUAGAUCAGCGUAAUGUUAAAGUCAACAGUUUUGAUCUUGGGUGCUUAAAUUUAGGUAACUAAAUCCAUUUAGGCAUACAUACUUGAAAAUAUUCCUUUUACAUGAAUAUUAAACUGGCCAACGUGAGUAUCCCGUGAGGUGUAGGGCAUAUAUAUUGUGCAUGUUGAAAAUAAAUAGAUCUAUUAAUCUGCAUAACUCUCAAAUGAAAAUUGAGAAUGCUAUACACACUGGGGGGUUUUAUAAGAAUGUUAACUUUUUAAUUUUCCAACUAACUGUGCAACCUUAAUGUUUUAAAUAAUGUGGCUUUUUUGCAAUGAAUUAUUCUCUAACUGGGUACUAAUGAGCUAAAAUCUGGAGAAUGUUUGCAGCGGAGUGGGUAGUUUGGGAUAGCUGUGGCUUGGGUGUAAUAUUUUAUAUAUCUCAGGAAAUGUUUGUUUUUUUAAUAUGAAUGCGCACACGUUACUGCAAAGAAACACUGUAAAGAUUUUUCUUGAGCUAAUUGAUAUUUUAAACCUCUUAUUUUUAGAUUUUAAUAAAUGAACUUGACUGCAGUGGAAAAAUUUCCUUGCUGGCUUCUGGAAUUUACCAGACUACUUGUAGUUUUGUGGUUUUACUGGGCACAUAGAUUCUUUCUUAAUUUGGCCAAGAUUCUUGCAGAUUUACUUUAUACCUAAUCUAAUUACUGGUCUUUGAAAGAGCCAGAAAUUUUACUAUGUUUUUGAAAUAAUUGGGACUGUAGUCUGUCUUAUUUUGGAGGAUGAAAUUAAAGUACCACUAGUGCUGCCAAGAUUUCUGACAGGUCUAAUACAAAAUGAGACUGUCUUUAAAUAUUACUGAUUCUUCUCCCCUUCAUCCUAGCAGUUUUUCCUUGCGAAUGGAGAUAACAGCUAGUCUUCCUCAGAACAAAGUUUGAACCAACAGAUUUGACAGCAGUGUUCGGCUGUCAUUGCAACAGUUUGAAGCGCUUUAAACUGAUUUUAAUGACAGGAGCAGUGACAAGGUUUGCAUGCCUAAAACGUGAUCAUUUUUGAUACUUAGACCUUUCCGUAGACUAGAAGCUAUAGUUGUAUUUAACAUCAUGUGCUCCCUCUGGUAUGAUUCUAGCACAACCUGCAUCCAACCCAAAUUACUCAAUUCUGUCUAGGUUCCGCUAGGUUCCACAUACACUGGAGUUCCUGCUAGGGCUGACCCAUGACCAAGGCAAUUCAUGUCAGCUUUAUUGUGUUACUGUGUUACUGUCCAUGUGGAUGGAGGCUAAUGUCAUGUUAAAACACACAAGUCAAAUUGGUCUUCCAUAACCCUUUGAACUACAGCAGUGAUCUCUUUGGCUAUGUAGCUAAUCUUCAUUGCUCAGGGGUCAGCAAGGCCAAAAACCACCUACUGGUUUAAAUUUCCCUGAAUGGCCACAUGCAUUCCAGCUGAAGACUGAUUCCACAGCAACCAAUUACUUUUGGCAACUGAUCAGCAAACUGCUUCAUGCUUCAUCUGUAAAUUAGUUAUCUAUCUGCUAUAAAACUAUAAUGUUGGCAACUAGCUACCCACAAUGCUUCUAGCAUGUCAGCUGUGGGCAUCUUAAUUUUGGCUGUCUUCUGGGCCAAGGCACCAGCCGUGCAGAAUUCCUUUAACAGAAAUCACAAGGCUUACAAUAAGAUUUCAAGUCAUCAUGCCAAACUGGAAAUUUCCCAGACCAGAAUGAAAGCCAUAUCAAGGGGAUGAAGGUGGCCUAUAGGAAGACAAAGAACAGUAAAUCCAGGAAUGUUACCAACGUUUUGUCCAUUUCCUCAUGAAAUGAAUUGAAUUAUGAGAUUCUGCCCCAGUACAAGGCUGGUAUACUUAAUGGACAGCUUGGCCCUCUUAAUGCUGCUCAUCCCAGGCUCGAAUCAAGAAGACCCAUGUCCUAACUGGACAUGCUUCACAGUCGUCUUGCCAGGAGAACAAUUCAAAAGAGGGCAGACUGCUUGAAUUUCAGGCAUUGUCAUACCUCUGCUAGUCUCCUUCUCAGCUGGAGCUUGGAAAAAGGAGACUUCAGGUUGCAGAGAGAGGGUGACAAGCAGCUUGACUGCCGGACCAUGGCUGAAUAUGUUCGUCCUCAGAGAUGUGAACGGAGGACAGUGAAUUCCAAAGACAUACAUUUCAGGGAUUUUGAGGACACUUGUGACCACUUGCAUGGUGAAAGAGCAUCAGCAAAAGUGGAAAAAAUGGGUGUAAAAACAUUUACUCAUAAUUCCCCUGCUCACAGCCAGGAGAUGCUUGGAAAACUUAACAUGCUUCGCAACGAUGGACAUUUCUGCGACAUCACCAUUCGCGUACAGGACAAAAUCUUCAGGGCACACAAGGUGGUCUUGGCAGCCUGCAGCGACUUCUUCCGCUCCAAACUAGUUGGCCAAGCAGAAGAUGACGGCAAGAGUGUAUUAGACUUGCAUCAUGUGACAGUGACUGGCUUCAUACCCCUUCUGGAGUAUGCUUACACAGCCACACUGUCUAUCAACACAGAAAAUAUUAUUGAUGUGUUGGCUGCAGCCAGCUACAUGCAAAUGUUCAGUGUUGCUAGUACAUGCUCAGAAUUCAUGAAGUCGAGUAUUUUAUGGAAUACGCCCAACAGCCAGCAAGACAAGGUGCUAGAUGCAGGACAAGAAAACAGUGCAAACUGCAACUUUACUUCUCGAGAUGGCAGCCUUUCUCCGGUUUCCUCCGAAUGCAGUGUGGUGGAAAGAGCCAUUCCUGUUUGUCGAGAGUCCCGAAGAAAGCGCAAAAGCUACAUUGUCAUGUCUCCUGAAAGUCCACUUAAGUGUAACACACAAACGAACUCCCCCCAAGUGCUCAAUCCUUCAGCUUCCUACGCAGAGUCCAGAAAUCAGCCAGUAGACUCUUCCUUAGCUUUUCCUUGGACUUUUCCUUUUGGAAUUGAUCGAAGGCUUCAGUCUGAGAAGGUGAAACAGGUAGAGAAUUCUAGGACUUUAGAACUCCCUGGGCCAUCUGAGGCAGCCAGAAGAAUUACUGAUUAUGUGACAUGUGAGAGCACAAAAGCCAGUUCACCUCUUGUGAUUGAAGAAGAUGUGCGUGUCAAAGUGGAAAGGUUAAGUGAUGAGGAGGUUCAUGAGGAAGUAUCACAGCCUGUGAGUGCAUCCCAGAGUUCUCUGAGUGAUCAGCAGACAGUCCCAGGAAGUGAGCAAGUUCAGGAAGAUCUCCUGAUCAGCCCACAGUCUUCCUCUAUAGGUUCAAUAGAUGAAGGGGUUACUGAGGGAUUACCCACUCUCCAGAGUACCUCUGGCACUAAUGCUCAUGCAGAUGAUGAUGAUCGGUUGGAGAGUGUUCAGUAUCCCUACCAACUCUACAUUGCCCCUUCUACCAGUAGCACAGAGAGACCCAGCCCAAAUGGCCCGGAUAGACCUUUUCAGUGUCCAACCUGUGGGGUCCGAUUCACCCGCAUUCAGAACUUAAAACAGCACAUGCUCAUCCACUCAGGCAUUAAACCAUUUCAGUGUGACCGUUGUGGGAAAAAGUUCACCCGAGCUUACUCGCUCAAGAUGCAUCGCCUGAAGCACGAAGGUAAACGCUGUUUCCGGUGCCAGAUAUGUAGUGCCACUUUCACUUCCUUCGGGGAAUAUAAACACCACAUGCGGGUUUCCCGGCAUAUUAUCCGCAAGCCUCGGAUUUACGAGUGCAAAACAUGUGGCGCCAUGUUCACCAACUCUGGAAAUUUAAUCGUUCACCUGAGGAGUCUGAACCAUGAAGCGUCAGAGCUAGCAAACUACUUCCAGAGCAGUGAUUUCCUAGUCCCGGACUACUUAAACCAGGAGCAGGAAGAGACCCUCGGGCAAUAUGAGCUAGGAGAGCAUGGGUUUGAAAGCAACUCCUCUGUCCACAUGCCUGUCAUUUCGCAGGUCUCGUCGACUCAGAAUUGCGAAAGCACUUUCCCCUUGGGGUCUUUGGGUGGGUUGGCAGAGAAAGAGGAAGACAUGCCGGAGCAGCCAAAGACUAAUGCCAGUGCCGAGGCAACCAGUGAUGACCCCCCGAAAUCAGAGCUGUCCUCUAUUACUAUUGAAUAAUUCAUGGUUUGGUUUCAUUUUUGUUCUUUGGAAAGUGCCUGUGUUUGGUCCUGUACAUUUUAAUUUAAUUUUUUUAAACAAAAGGAGGGAGAUUUCCCUUUUUACUUUGUAAGCUACACUUUAAACAGAAAACUGCAACAGAUGUUACAUUAUUUUUCAUGACUGAAUGAUCAGUUCGGUGAAAAUGUUUAAGACUGAAUGCACAAUAAGUCAGAGCAUCAUAAAAGCUGUGAUGCACUUCUAAAGAAGAAGCAAUCGACUGAAAUCACUUCAACUUCCUUCUUCCACAAUUAAAACAGCUCAUUACAUUUCUAAUGCUUCUGCAGACCCUCUGGUAAAGGGAGAGAAUCAGAAGACACUUUUAAAAUGACCAGUACAAGCAUGUAUGCUCGCAAGUUAAUUAAUGAGCAGAGUUUUGACUAACUUUGAGUAGAUGCGUUAAUCCUCUGCUUAAAAUAUGGCAUGUCCUAUCUUUGUCCUUACUGUUUUUCAGACUGCUUACUAGAACCCUUUUCUUGGAAAUUGUAAGCAUUUCUGAAAUUUAACAGUACCGCCCUUUUAAAAAAUGUCUCUUUACAAAAAAAAUCUCUGAAACAGUUCUGACAAACUGAGUGAUGAUGCCAUGCCAGGUCCUCCCACUUCUGAUAUUCCACUCCGUUUAGAAACUGCUCAUUCAAAUAACCAAUCCUGAUUUGCUUAUAUGGGGCGAGACAUACAGUCAAGGAGAGUAUAAAUCCAUGCAAGCCUGACAAAUCUGUCAUCACUGUAUCUUUCUGAAAAGGAAACCAACUUUAAAAAAAGAAAAAGUGUCCCAGACUAAAAUUCUUAAACCUUGGCCAGACUGCUUGCAGUCCUAGUCACUUUCCCCUAUCACACAUAUCACUAAUAUCCAAAAGCUGGCUAGAGAGAGUUUACAGAGGAAAAAACAAGUUCUUUUGUGCAUUAUUGCACACUUUUGUGCUUAUACAUAUGCAUGUAUGCUUUCUGGGGUUUUUAUUAGUCUGUUUUGGACAAAACAACCAAUUUAUUCUUUUUAGAGGCCAAGUUUCUAACCCAACGGGGUUGUUUAUAAAAACCCUAUAUAACAGUGUUAUGUUAUUCCUGUUCCAAAACAUUUUAAACCUUUGCCAAGUUAGUUUAUUAAAGGCUGUUACUCCAGCUACGUACACAGCUCAAACAAGCAAUAAAGUGAAAGAUUUGCCAUUUCAUUUUUUCCAGAUUUAGAAAAGGUUGUAAAUUUUGAGUAUGGGAUUUUCAGAGCAGUGAUUCUCAUUUUGUUGCAGGCAGUUUGGGCUAUAGUAAAGCUUAGAAACUUAAAUUAGGGAUUGUAUAAAUUCUUUGGCUGCUGAUGAAAUUAACUCUGUUUGAUACACAAACAGCUGUGCUCCACAAUCCACAGCAUGCUGAGA
Messenger RNA from Trachemys scripta elegans, 6545 nucleotides. It is a transcript of the gene ZBTB44, whose product is annotated as zinc finger and BTB domain containing 44. The record is from RefSeq and is a predicted model, not a curated record. The transcript has 7 exons. Bases 2995 to 5136 code for a protein of 713 amino acids. NCBI's taxonomy places the organism in Eukaryota, Metazoa, Chordata, Testudines, Emydidae. Gene Ontology annotation, molecular function: protein binding.